Messenger RNA from Tupaia belangeri chinensis (Chinese tree shrew), 3369 nucleotides. RefSeq names its product APOBEC1 complementation factor (gene A1CF). NCBI's taxonomy places the organism in Eukaryota, Metazoa, Chordata, Mammalia, Scandentia, Tupaiidae. The record is from RefSeq and is a predicted model, not a curated record. The transcript has 12 exons. Gene Ontology annotation, molecular function: RNA binding. The coding region runs from base 245 to 1984 and encodes 579 amino acids.
GUUUGAUAUGAUGAUUAGAGCAUAACCAGAGAGACACGUUGAAUUCGCCAUAAUCAAGGAAGCCUUUUCCAGGUGGGGAGCUCUGAAAUUACUCAGUGAGCAACCCUAAUUAACGUGAUUUUUUGCUGAUAAUCACUCUCAAUGGAAUCAAAUCACAAAUCCGGGGAUGGAUUGAUCGGCACCCAGAAGGAAGCAGCGCUCCGUGCACUAGUCCAGCGCACAGGAUAUAGCCUGGUCCAGGAAAAUGGACAAAGAAAAUAUGGUGGCCCUCCACCUGGCUGGGUUGCUGCACCCGGAAAAUGGACAAAGAAAAUAUGGUGGCCCUCCACCUGGCUUUGAUGCUGCACCACCAGAAAGGGGCUGUGAGAUUUUUAUUGGAAAACUUCCCCGAGACCUUUUUGAGGAUGAACUUAUACCAUUAUGUGAAAAAAUUGGUAAAAUUUAUGAAAUGAGGAUGAUGAUGGAUUUUAAUGGCAACAAUAGAGGAUAUGCAUUUGUGACAUUCUCAAAUAAGCAGGAAGCCAAGAAUGCAAUCAAGCAACUUAAUAAUUAUGAAAUUAGAAAUGGACGUCUUUUAGGAGUUUGUGCCAGCGUGGACAACUGCCGGCUGUUUGUGGGGGGGAUACCAAAAACCAAGAAGAGAGAAGAAAUCUUAUCAGAGAUGAAGAAGGUCACCGAAGGAGUGGUUGAUGUCAUCGUCUACCCAAGUGCUGCAGAUAAAACCAAAAACCGGGGCUUUGCCUUUGUGGAGUAUGAGAGUCAUCGGGCGGCUGCCAUGGCUAGGAGGAAACUGCUACCAGGAAGAAUUCAAUUAUGGGGACAUCCUAUUGCAGUGGACUGGGCAGAGCCAGAAGUAGAAGUCGAUGAAGACACAAUGUCUUCAGUGAAAAUCUUAUAUGUAAGAAACCUUAUGCUGUCUACCUCUGAAGAGAUGAUUGAGAAGGAAUUCAACAAUAUAAAACCAGGUGCCGUGGAGAGGGUGAAAAAAAUCAGAGACUAUGCUUUCGUGCACUUCAGUAAUCGGGAAGAUGCCGUUGAGGCUAUGAAAGCUUUAAAUGGGAAGAUGCUGGAUGGUUCCCCCAUUGAAGUGACCCUUGCCAAACCAGUGGACAAGGACAGCUACGUUAGGUACACCCGCGGCACAGGUGGAAGGGGCACUGUGCUGCAAGGAGAGUAUACCUACUCUUUGGGCCAUGUUUAUGAUCCUACCACAACCUACCUUGGAGCUCCCAUCUUUUAUGCUCCCCAGGCCUAUGCAGCGAUUCCCAGUCUUCAUUUCCCAGCCACCAAAGGACACCUCAGCAACAGGGCCAUUCUCAGAGCCCCUUCGGUGAGAGAAAUUUACAUGAAUGUACCUGUAGGGGCUGCGGGAGUGAGAGGACUGGGCGGCCGUGGCUAUUUGGCAUACACAGGCCUGGGUCGAGGAUACCAGGUCAAAGGAGACAAGAGAGAAGAAAAACUCUAUGACAUUUUACCUGGGAUGGAGCUUACCCCAAUGAAUCCUGUCACGUUAAAACCCCAAGGAGUUAAACUUGCUCCCCAGAUUUUAGAAGAGAUUUGUCAGAAAAAUAACUGGGGACAGCCAGUUUACCAGCUACAUUCUGCCAUUGGACAAGACCAAAGACAACUAUUCUUAUACAAAAUAACCAUCCCCGCUCUGGCCAGCCAGAACCCUGCAAUCCACGCGUUCACGCCUCCAAAGCUAAGUGCCUACGUGGAUGAAGCAAAGACAUAUGCAGCCGAAUACACCCUGCAGACCUUGGGCAUCCCCACUGACGGAGGUGAUGCUGGGCCUGCAGCUGCUGCAGCCGCAUCUGCUACUGCCUUCCCAGGAUAUGCUGUCCCUAAUGCCACCACACCUGUGUCUGCAGCCCAGCUCAAACAAGCAGUGACUCUUGGACAAGACUUAGCAGCAUAUGCGGCCUAUGAGGUCUACCCCACCUUUGCAGUGACUGCCCGCGGGGAUGGAUAUGGCGCCUUCUGAAGAUAUUUUUAACUUAAGACUAAGACACACAAAACCACAUAGGAGAAAUAAACCUCUCAGUCCUCUAGUGCUCAUAAGUAAUACCUUUCCUAAAGCAAUGCCUUUCUGGAGACUGUAUUGCUUACACUAAUUGCAGAAUCAUGAAAUGAGAACAGCAUUCUUAAAUGAAAUCAAAUACUAAGGAGUCCUUCCUUUAACACAAAGCUGAAGAGCUAUUGCCCCAAGAGUUGUUCUUCCAAGGUUCCUGAGUGUCCUGGGAGUAUGUUUACAAACCAUGAUGGAUCAAGUGGAGAGAGAUCUUUUAGCCAGCAAGAGUUGGGGUGAGCAGACCUGGACAGUCAAUGACAGGUAAAAGUAGCAAGGAAACCCCAGAGCCUUAACGCCUGGCUCACAGCUGUUUCUGCAUCACACAAAGUCACAGGUGCAGAAGGAAGUAGGAGAAAUGAGCUCACCAUUGUCCACUAUGUGGGGCAUGAUCUGAGCUCAUGAAAGACUGUCUAAGAUUUUAUGUAUUCAGCAUCACUUCAGUCUGAAAAUUCCAUCCAAUCAAUUUGCCAUAGAUCAGGAUCUUCCUGUCCCCUGCAACCUCUGGGGACUUCCUAGAAAUUUAUAUUGUAUGUUGCAGAUAUGGUUGCAACAAAUCCAGGCCAUGUUAUCUAUUCAGCUCAUUAGUUCCCUACAAACCCUUCUCAAGGAUCCCUAUAACUCAAUGCCAAUAUGAGAUAACUUUCUCAUUUUCAAUAUUUAGUGUCCACUUUGAUUUAUUUUCAUCUCAGACUCCUUUGGCUAUGCUCUAAUAUCAUUUAAAAAAAAAAGUAUAUCAGAUCUAUAGAGUAUCACUUGGAAUAUUUUUUCCUGUUCAGUAAAUUGACUGGAAAGUAUUUCAAAGAAAAGGAAAGAUUUGUUCUCAGUUUUUAGAAUCUUUUUGCAGCACCCAGGUCAUCAUCCAACAUUUGGAGACAGUUAUAUUAACUUAGGGUUAACCUUAGAUUACCUAACCCACUUACAUUAAAUCUGCCAGGAAGUCCUCUCCCUUUCUUUCUUUUUACUUUCACUAAGUAUUAGACAGUUUCACCAUACUUGAGUCCUUCCGCCUUGAAACUAUCAUGGGAAAGCUUACGUGCCUCAUGCUGUUAGAAACUGUUUCUUCAGACACUCAACAAGGGUGUCAUUUGCCAAAAUCCCCUUGAUUCUUGGGGAUCAAGGGACAUCUGACUUGGGGUGGGGGGGAAGUAGGUGUUAUAGAACUCAGAACAGAGGGGAGGAAAAAGCAUCACUUUCUUGCUGUAUUUGUAAAUGAGUGCUUUGCUCAAAACAGAAAUAACCAAAGUCAACACCAAAUACUCAUUACCACUUCUUCAGUCACAUUAGUGGUAUGAAAUAUA